This is a messenger RNA of Labeo rohita (rohu), 4519 nucleotides long. RefSeq names its product solute carrier family 39 member 14 (gene slc39a14). Gene Ontology annotation, biological process: intracellular zinc ion homeostasis; zinc ion import across plasma membrane. Gene Ontology annotation, molecular function: zinc ion transmembrane transporter activity. Gene Ontology annotation, cellular component: membrane. NCBI's taxonomy places the organism in Eukaryota, Metazoa, Chordata, Actinopteri, Cypriniformes, Cyprinidae. The transcript has 10 exons. Bases 267 to 1796 code for a protein of 509 amino acids. The record is from RefSeq and is a predicted model, not a curated record.
UUGUUAGUUCCACGCUGCCGUCUUGUGAAUGGGUCAAGACUGAAAAAACAGAAAGCCAUCCGGUCUCUCGGUUUUAAAAGGGUUACUCCAUGUCCCUUCGUUCAUUCUGGACUGUCAGAUAACGGACCUGUCACGCGCCGACAGACCAACGACUCGCAAAUUUGGGACUUUGAUCACUGAGGCCUUGGGCAUUUGAAACGUCCCGGACUCUAUGUGUCAAUUGCACCAGCUGUUCAGGGCCGAAGAAGAACUUCUGUAUAAAGUAGAUGAGCAACAGUGCUCGUUUUGCUGGUAGAGUCAUGACCUUGAGACAAGCCAAUGGCUGCAAACAGCUGACCUUGACCAUUGGCCUGACCCUGACUCUAGGCCUUCUGCAGUGGCCAAUAGGACAUGUUAGUGGUCAGGAUGGACAAUCUCCUACGCAAGUCCUUCAGGAGCUGCUGACACGCUAUGGCGACAACACCAGCAUCUCCGUCCCUCAGCUCCGAGCGCUCCUCAUGCGCUUAAAUGGAGGCCAGAGUGGAGACCAUGACGCACAAACACAGCCCAUCAAAACCAAUGCAUCCAAGUGCUUGGCUGCAGACACUUUGGCAGUGUAUGGGAUAAGCGAGCAGUCUCAUAUAGAUGAACGGGGCCUGCAGGAAAUAUGCCCUACCAUGUUACAGCAGCUGGACUCACAAGCGUGCAAGACCCAACAGGACCAAGAGUCUGAGGCAAGCCCCAGACCCACUGAUGCUGAGGUGUGGGGUUACUCAGUUUUGAGUGUGACUCUGAUUAGUGCGUUCGCAUUGACUGGUGUUUUUGUGGUGCCCCUGAUGAGGACGCGGUUCAUGCGCAGAACACUCGUCUAUUUCAUCGCACUGUCCAUCGGAACAUUGUUCUCCACCGCCAUCCUGCAGCUCCUGCCUGAGGCCUUCGGAUUCGACCCCAUGGAGGAUUAUUAUGUGCCCAAGUCUGCUGUUGUGUUUGGAGGAUUCUACCUGUUCUUCUUUACAGAGAAAAUCCUAAAGAUGAUCUUAAAGCCAAAAGACGGGGGAGGGCAUGGGCAUGGGCAUGGCCACGGCCACAGUCAUUUUCCAGCAGAGCGCUAUGCCAACUCUAAUGGCGAUUUGGAGGAUGGUGUGAUGGAGAAACUGCAGAAUGGAGAGGCUGGAGGAGCUUCUUUACCCAGAGCGGAAGGUGAUGGCAGAGGGCUUGGGGAAGAUGACAAAAUGCUCAGCACUGGGCAGACAGUACAGGACUCUCAGAGUUCAGGUGGUGCUGGAACUGGUGGAUGUUACUGGCUGAAGGGCAGAGCAUACUCUGACAUCGGUACUCUGGCGUGGAUGAUCACUUUGAGCGACGGUCUCCAUAAUUUCAUCGAUGGCUUGGCUAUUGGAGCCUCCUUCACUGCUUCUGUGUUUCAGGGCAUCAGUACGUCAGUGGCGAUUCUGUGCGAGGAGUUUCCACAUGAGUUGGGUGAUUUUGUAAUCCUGCUAAACGCUGGCAUGAGCAUCCAGCAGGCGCUCUUCUUUAACUUCCUGUCAGCGUGCUGCUGUUAUCUGGGCAUGGGCUUCGGCAUUCUGGCCGGAAACAACUUCUCUCCUAACUGGAUCUUUGCUCUAGCCGGAGGCAUGUUCCUCUACAUUGCACUGGCUGAUAUGUUUCCGGAGAUGAACGAGGUGAGUCGUGAGGAAGAGGAGGCCGGAGGAAGUGGCUCUCUGCUCACUUUCGCCAUCCAGAAUGCAGGGCUGCUCACAGGGUUUGCCAUCAUGCUUGUACUCACCAUCUACUCUGGACAAAUACAGCUUGGAUAGCAGAGGACCUAAAUACAAACUCAAACACUAAAGGACUAUCUCAGCACCUGGAAUAAAACCUGAGACGUACUGGGACCUCCAGAAUUUAAUAUGAGCCAGCUGUGCUGGCUUGUUUUCAGAUCAUUCGCCCAGCUGGACUAGGUCAUGACAUAAAUUUCAAUGUUAUGGGCAUAGUUUGGGCUCCUGGACUGUUUAAAUGAAGCUAGAAUUGACUGACCUGUGAACUUUGCUUUAGAUUUAUCCAAAACCCAGGACCUGUUGAUGGAUGUGGUACCAUUCAUCUAGUUUAGACCUUCUCUUGUUCUUUUGCCUCAAAAGCUUUAGGACACAGUGAUGUCCCUUUACCGUUUGAAUUCUAGCUCCCAAACAUAUAUAUAUGUGGACAUUUUUGUACUGCUUUUUAAUGUUCUCAUUAUUUAAUUCUCAUUUUGUUUUUCAACAAAACAUCUCUUUCCCUCAGAGACGAGCCUUCCUCAUAUUCCUGACUGUGAGGUUUAAAGUAUUGUCCACUAAUGGAUGGGAUGAAACUUGACUCUUUUAACUAACAUUUAGUCAAAUGUAGGUUGUUUCCUAUGCUUCAUACCAAAUGGUUUUAUUUAUUCAAAAGAGAAUUUUUAAAACAACCACAGAAAUACCUAAUUAAAUAAGUUUUUCCAUUGCCUAGGGAUGAGAUAUAGAUCUAGACUAAUUAGUUGGCACUCAUAAUUCCACAACUGAACAUUAUGUAGGUCACUUUAAUCAACAGUUACUGUGCACUGUUGCAUAAAUAGAUUUUAGAUACAAAGCAGUGUCUGUUCACAAACAUAUCCCUGUUUAAUUCUUCCCUCCUCAGCGUCAUUUCGUAAUAGCAAGCAAAAACAGUAAAAGCUUGAAACAACACCAAGGCACCAAUUCUUUUGUUAUUGGUUUUUAUUUUACCUCUUUAACAAAAAAGUAGAGACCAAGGUUCUUCUAGAAAACUUUUAUCUUUCCAUUCAUAUGACCAGAAUAAGUGGUGCAUAUUUUUAGAAAUACCCUCCUAUUAUUUGUACUUUGUCUAACCUGAGAAAAUAAUCACACCAACUUAGUUAUCAUUGCCUUUAACUAUGAUAAUUACUCUUAGAAAACUCCUAUUUUCCUAUUGUUUGAUCUGAAUGCAGUACUCUUAGUAAUUUAAGAAAUAAUUAGGAAAUGCAGGCAAAAUGGGUGUAUAAAAGUGGUGUUGUAGUGAUUCUACAAUAAUAUGAUCAUUCCUUUACAUAUAGCACUACAGUACAGUACUUAGAGCUCUUUGAUAAUUAAGCAUCUAGACUGACUAGACUGUUGGAUUUAAAGCUGAAGUUUGUCAUUUCUGUGGCAGUAGUUUAGUCAAACAUAAUUUUGACUUGUCUGUUUUGAAAUAAUUUCCUGACCAUUACCACUGGUUUUGACCCCAAAAUCAAGCUAUUGGUUGAGCCAGUCUUGCGGUUUCAUGAUGCUAAAAUAUUGUUUUCAAAAACAGUUUGAAAUGCAGAUUUUUUUAGGGGAAAAAAAAUCAAUCAACAAAUGUCUUGCUUUUAACAUUAUAUCUGCAUAUUAAGAUGUGUUAGGAAUUUAUAUAUAUAUAGAGAGAGAGAGAGAGAGAGAGAGAAAAAGGACACGUCAGCAUUAAAGAUGGCUUGAUUUUUAGAAGUCUAUUUAGUCAAUUUAGAAGUCAAUUCCUAAUUGUAAAGUCAGUUAAGAAUAUUCUUAUGUGUAUGAUCUAUAAUACAGAUGUUAAAUUUCUAUGCAGCAGAAUAUAAUUUCAAUGGUUAGAACAAGAUAUGAGAUUAUUUAGAAAUUGAUCUUAUGCUUCUGAUCGACCUUUGCUCACAGUAGAUCCCUUGGCAUCACUUUUGUCUUCCACAUUUAACUCAAAUUCGCAAUUAUGCUUCCAUUGCUUAAUAUUCAUGCUAGUAAUAUAUUCAUAUAUGCUAGUUUAACGGUGUAACGUACAAUGCAUCAGUUGAACACUUCAGUAUGCUGUUGAGCAAAUAGUUACAAGAUCAUUCUGUUCAUCAUGUGAGAGGUCAUUUUAGCUCUGUAUGAACUGAACGUGAUGAUCUAAGUGUAACUUUAUUUCAGGGCUGUCUUUGCAUUAUCUGUGCAUCAGCGUUAAUGCGGUUUUUUUUUGUUGUUGUUGUUUUUUUUUUUAAAUAAUCCCCCUUUGUUUGUGUAUGUAGUUGCAUUCAGCUUUGUGUGCAGCCAUUGUUUCAGCUGGCGUCUUAUUGCUAUGCAUCAACACGUCCUCUGAAGUGAGUUUAUGCCUUAAAAAGAGGAGGUAGUCUCAAUGCCAUCAUCCAGUGGUGAAAAGUUUUAAGUUUUUGUACCUCAUUUUAAAUUCAGUAAUAUUUAAAAACUAUUUUGUAGUGUAGAAUGUGUGAAUGUCCUUUUGUGUUUUUUUUUUUGUUUGUUUUUUUUUGUUUUUUUUCUCAAGUCAUUGAUUUAUGUAUUUUGUCAUCAGUUAUUGUAUUUAAAUGAUAAGAGGGAGUUGUUUUGUCUGUUUUGUUGUUGUGAGAGAGUUUGUGAGCAAAUCAACAUCUUAUGUCAUUUUUUUUUUUUUGUUUGUGGAAGGUGAAAGCAAAUGUACCUGUUACGAUGAAGUCAUUGUUUUAAUUACUGUAAACAUCUCAAGUGUUGUGACUCAUGAUAUCUGUGCAACAUGUGAAAUCUGAUUGCUGGUAAAUGUUUUUUUUUUUUUUCUUCUUUAUUUUUCGUUUAAAAUA